CGGCCGGGUGCCUGGCGGGGGGACCGCGCGCCGGCGCCCUGGCAUCCCCCCCCCCCUUCCGCUCUCCUCCACCUCCCUCGCCUCCCCUCCUCCCUUUGCCGCGCCUCCCUCGCGCGUGCUUGCCCUCGCCUCCCUGUCGUGCACCAUGUCCCCCGAGGACGCUGUCGCCUCUGUUCCCCUGGCCGGCUCGCGGAAAUCCCCCUCCGAGUAUGUUGCCUCGAUGCGCGGGAAGAAGGUCAUUGUCAAGCUGAUUGGCGGGUCGAUUUUCAAGGGCUACCUUGCCUCGCUGGACGGGUACCUGAACAUUGCUCUCGAGCAGACCGAGGAGUGGAACUCCGAAGGAACCGGUGUCAUUGGGACCUUCGGUGAUGCGCUCAUUCGCGGGAACAACGUGUACUACAUCAGCCUCGAGGAGUAGGCCGCUCCAGCAAGCACGCAUGGACUUUCCCCCAUCGCCUGUGUCUCGGCCCGCCCGUGCGAAAAAUACAUCCCCUCUAGUUUGCGA
Molecule: messenger RNA, 505 nt
Organism: Fonticula alba
Lineage: Eukaryota; Rotosphaerida; Fonticulaceae
Exons: 3
Coding region: 146-418 (90 amino acids)
Biological process (GO): mRNA splicing, via spliceosome; maturation of SSU-rRNA
Cellular component (GO): U6 snRNP; sno(s)RNA-containing ribonucleoprotein complex; U4/U6 x U5 tri-snRNP complex
Molecular function (GO): RNA binding
Source: RefSeq, a predicted model, not a curated record